Messenger RNA from Owenia fusiformis, 5213 nucleotides. NCBI's taxonomy places the organism in Eukaryota, Metazoa, Annelida, Polychaeta, Sabellida, Oweniidae. The record is from the annotation of a GenBank genome assembly.
CCGGGUUCUAGAAAUUUAAAAUUCAAUAUGGCAGAAAAUGGAAACACAAAAUUUAGUGAAGAAUUCGAUAGAAACUCCAACGAUAAAACUCAUAAAGGCGGAACUAGUGAUUGCAGCAAGAUAGUUCAAGAUACAGAGGAAAUCAAGGACAAUAAUUCAAAAGCUGAGACAGGGUUUGUCAGUAAAGCUGAGCUGAGUAAUUUACCAGGAAGAAUGGCACAUGUUGAAAGUCACGUUCUAACAAUACAGAAGACAGAAACAAUGGAUGUUAGUGGCUCAGAUGAUAAGAUAUCAGCGCUGAAAAUCCCUGCGUCUCAACGGACUGAUCCCUGUAUUAGCCCUGACAAUGUCACACCUGAACGAAAGCGCAGACGCAUUCAGCAUGAUUAUCGAAGACUGUCAAGUUCUGGAUAUUUGGAUGAUUAUACAACCACGGUCAAGGAAAAGCGAUAUUCAACAAGCGAAUCAGAGCUUAGUCUCUCACCAACACCUCCAAAGGUGAAGCCCUUGAAAAUCAAGAUACCAAAGCAUUCACCAAGGGGUGAAGAAGAAAUUGAAACUGAGCUUGGUGCAGUGAAAGAAGAUCAUGAGCACAAGCAUAAAGCACACAAGCACAAGCAUCAUAAACACAAACAUAAGAAGUCAAAGAUGAAUGGUGACUCUGAGUCCCCACCCAUAAGCAACAAUGACCUCAAACAAAAGCCAUUAUCCAAUACUGAUGAUUCUAUAAAGGAAGAGAACAAUAGCAAAGUGAAGAAUGACAUGAACUUAGCCAAUCCAUCGGAGGAGUCGCAACUCAUGCCUAACAAAAAAGAAAAGCAUGUCUCACAGUCAGCGAAAUCUAAUAAGGAUGGUGGAAAAUUUAGGACUCCAACUUCAGAUAUAGAAGCUGAAAAAGUUGUUAAGAAACACAAAGAUCGAAGCCAACAUAUUUCGAAACCUGAAAAACAGGAAAAUGAAAUCUUGUCAUUGUCAAAGGUAAAAGAAGCAAAAGAGGCUAUGCUGAAAAGGACGGGGAGUCAAGAAACAAUUCACAAAGGCAAGCAGGAUGCAACAAAAACCACAUCAAGUUCCAUUAUUGACUCAAACACAGCUCCUCAGAUGAAAGUCCCAGUAAAUCAAAUAAAACAAGAAUUUGCUGUUCCUAAUCAGAAAACUCUUGUUAUACCCCAAACAGUCCAGAAUGUCCAGAUCAAGCAAGGUACAACAACACAACCUGUAGUGAUAAAUGCAUCGGAGAAACCAACUCAGCCUAUAGUUAGAGUCAUUAGUCCUGGACUCAGCAUGAAAUCACCAAGGAUUGCACAUACUCCAAAAUCUACCCAUCUUCAAAUGCCAGAGAAAAAACAAAUACAUAUCAUUACUAAGAAGCAGAAUAUUUCUCUUUUGCCAACAUCAGAGGCACAAGACAAGCAGCAUCCCAAAACACCUACUAAAACUCUCCCUGUGUCAAAGUUUGAAAUUAAAUCACCAAACCCAUUGGAUACGAAGGAGUUUUUUAUGAAGAAGGCAGAUCCUAGUGAAACAAUGGCAUGCCCUCAUCCUCUUGGAGUAAAAGGUAUCAUUGCAAGGAGGCAAAGUGAACCUGCGAUUAAGCCCAAAGAUCUGAAUUCUCCAAAGUCUCAAAGUGCCACUAAAUCCAAGAAGUCAGCAACCAGACAUGCCAGUGAUUCUAGCACACCAAAGAAGAUCAAGACCCCUAAGUCCACUCAAAAAGAUAUCAAAUCUAAGGACACUCCUACAAAGGUCCACAAAUCAAAAGACACUCCUAAAAAGGAGCAAAAAAUUCUCUCAGGGACUGUUAAAAAACACAUUGCACAUAAAAUUGAAAUUGAUGCACUCAAGCAACAAUUUCACGAAGCUGCAAAUCGUAAGAUUGAAAGUGGCUCUGAGGUGAAGCAGCCUGUAUCUAAUGGUAACUCCUUUAUCACUGAUACAGACAGAACAAUCCGGUCUCUUAAGGGCCCAGCUGGUGAUGUCCCUCAGAAGUACAAAGAUCUAAUGCAUAUAGAAGUUGAUCGUAAUGGAGGGGCAUCAGUCAUCCAUGUAUACCAAGAUGAGCUGGCAAGUUUGUCUAAAGCAGAAAUGGAUGAAUUCGUCGAUGUGUAUUUUGAGGAGGUAUAUAGAGAAGCUCCCUUUGGCUGUUCUAAACAUGUCAUGGGGAUUGUCCAUGGUGCCUGCCGCUACAUGCCAGACCUGGUGGAUUACUUUGGGACCCUGUAUGAGCAAAUGACGAUUAAAACAAGCACAAUGGGUAAAAAUGACAUUGACACAACAAGCAUGGGGAAGUUCAGGGAACAUGUCAAUGCAACAUACUGUAAUGGGACCUACAGAUACGGUCCAUUGUUGCAGCUCAGUCUUGUUGGCACGGUUCAUGAAGAGGUUGGGGAUUAUUUCCCAGAUUUCUUGGAUAUGAUGGAACGUGAGCCAUUUUUGAAAGCUGUUGCACCCUGGGGUCCUUGGUCCUCCACACAGAUGGCAGAUAGAUCAAUGAGUAACGAUGGCCCUAUAUUAUGGUGUAGGCCUGGAGAACAGAUGGUACCCACUGCAGAUAUGCCUUCCAACACCAAAUCUCCAUUUAAGAGAAAGAGGGGUAUAAAUGAACUACGUAAUCUGCACUAUCUGCCAAGAGCCUCUGAAACGAGGGAAACAUUGGUUGAGGAUCGUACUAAGUGCCAUGCUGACCAUGUGGGCCAUGGGUUUGAUAGAUGUACCACAGCUGCCGUGGGAAUGCUGAAAGGAAUCUAUGGGGGCACUCAUCCUCCAGAAUUGGAUCGUGUAACGAAAGAUGUGAUAUGCUUCGAUGCCAGCAGUUUUAUGACAGUCGUUAACCAAAUGCAGCUAGAUCUUCAUGAGCCACCAGUUUCACAGUGUGUGACCUGGGUAGAGGAUGCCAAAUUGAAUCAGUUAAGACGAGAAGGCGUGAAAUAUGCUCGUAUACAACUCCGUGAUAAUGACAUCUACUUCAUACCUCGUAACAUCGUUCAUCAAUUCAAAACUGUAUCUGCUGUGACCAGUAUAGCUUGGCACAUUAGGCUUAAACAGUACUACCCUGAGUUAAAUAGCCAACAACAAUCUGAUAAUAUGAAUGCUACAAAUGCAACUGAAAAGGAGCAAGGUGAAACACAAAGUGUCCUAGUGAAUGGUGUAAGCGAGAAAUCUCCCGAGGGACCUCAAAAUAAGGAAACAGCGAAUGUCUCGAGCAAGAUACAUUCCAGUGAAAGAUCAGAAAAGGUGACUUUGAAGAAACAAAUUUCUGGAGAUAUGGACACUGAAAGUCCAUCAAAGAAGCCAAAACUGGAGAAAACUUCAAGUGAAAAACUCAAUGAUAAAUCUGCUUCAAAAAAGAAACCAGUGGCAACUGGACCAAAUUAUAUAAUAUCUCAGGAAGGAAAAGUGGAAACAAAAUCUGUCAAGAAACUCAAUAUGUCAGGUGAAGACGUUCAUAUCAGUAGGAGUAAACCUAAGACUGAUAGCUCUAAACAAAAGGAUCAUUCAUCUCAUAAACACAGAAAGUCAGAAAAACAUACUGACAAGAAACAGGAUAAAGUAAGAGUGGAGGAAAGCAAAAAGGAAAGCAAUAUCGAGGAUAAGGACAAUAAAAGCAAAGAGAACAAACCAGUGGAUAUUAAUGGAAAGGCUCAAAACAUAGACAAUGAUAUGUUAAAACCACAGAAUGAAUCCAACAGUGAUGUAAAAACUGAGCAACGUGAAAAGUCUCGACAUAGACACCGCUCUGGGAGUUCCAGUCGCAGCGGAGAAAGUUCACGUUCACAUCGUCAUGACAGCCCAGGUCAUAAAAGCUCCAGUUCAAGUAGCAAAUCAAAGCACAGGUCCAGUCAUUCUAGUUCCAGUCAUAGACAUUCAAGAUCACAUGAUCAUAAAAGUGAGAGGCAUCGAAGCCAUAGAAGUCAUGAUUCUAGUAGUCAUAGGAAAAGUAGUCAUCGGAGUGAUAGUUCUCGGCAUAGACAUCAUAAACACUCAAGUCACAGAUCUGAGAAAUCUGAGAAAUUAGAUAGAAAUAAGGCAUCUGUUGACUUGGUUACAGAAGAUCCAAGUUUAGAAAUUAAAGACUCUCGUAUUAUAGAAGCUGAUAACAAAGUGGAGAGUAAAGAAUCUAGCAACAUAAAGAUGAAUGAUAAAUCCGGUGAGAAUGAAAAUAUUGGUACUGUUUUAAAAGAUGAGAAGUCUGUUGAAAAUGAAGACAAGGCCACAAUAUGUAUAGACACAUCGGGCACUAAUAGUAACCCCAGCAUCAUUGUAACAAAAGAUAACUCAUGUGAAAAUAAAGAUAUUGUAAAUUCAGAAGAUAAUUCUGGAACAAUUAAAGAAGAUGUUAAUCCGACAAAGUUGGAAUCAGAUGAAGUUGAUAAAUCAGAUGAAACCAGUGAACUGACAAAUAAGGAGGAUGAAAUAAAUAAUGUGUCUGAUGAACCCAUUAACAAUGACAUUAAACCAGUGAAUAACAUCACCGCUGACGUAAAUCUAACUAUAGACAAUUCUUAUAUAGUGUCCAAAGAAAAUGACACUCAAUGUGAUGAGUUGCCAGAAAAUACCUCGGACAAACAUGUUGGUAGUAUCUCAAACGAUGUUGAUGAUUCUAAAAACAUUACUAAAAGCGAAGGUAACGAUAGUGUUGAGAGGGGAGUUGAUGUUGUUCAUGACACAGAAGCCGUUGGAAAGGACUCUAUAAGUGAAGACUCUAUUCUAACAACAGCCUCAGUAGACUCCAAUUCAGAAAUAUUGGCCACAAAAAGUAAAUCUGAGAGUGAGUUAGAUAUCACAAAAAAAGAUAAAUGUGAGAAAACACUAGAUGUUAAUUGUGUGACUGUGGAAAUGAAGACAAAUGAUGAUAAUGCUCAGGCUGAUGAGAGCAAGGUUGAUGAUAAAGCUGAUGUGAGUGAUCAUGAAGAUGUGGAUGGUGGAACUGGCCAGACUGCAAUGGAAGUGGACAUAUCACAUUCACAACCGACUACUGGAGACAACACCAAGCUGCCUACAGUUGAGCUUAUGGAAACUAACUGAAUGCUAAAAUUAUCCAGUUCUAUUUAAUACUACAUGUGUAAUCUAAACACCGACAAGACCAAAAAAGAGUUGCAAAGAAAGGUUGGUUAUCUUACAGAUGUAUAAUUGAAAGCUAUGCAGGAUUUAACAAAUGUUUAAAUCAUUGUAGACCAUGAAUUUUCUUCAUCCAUUCAAUUUUGAUGGACUUC